CAUUUUUCCAUGUUUGAAGUGAUAUCGAGUAGGGUCACGUCGAUCAAUACAAACUUUGUUCUGAUUGUUUGGGGAGAAACAACUCGCUUUUGAAUUCUGGCUCGUAGUUUCAUCUUGUGCGCUGCGACAGGCAGUGUUUUGAUGCUGCAUUCCCUGGAACCAGUGCACUAACGUGUUUAUUUUAGAUUGGCCAUGUCGUCCUAUGAUGACGAGUAUGGGAGCUAUAGCGUCGUUGGAUCAUUUCCCGGGGAGUAUGAUUAUGGUGGAGGUGAUGAUGACGUAAUGGCAGUAGCUGGAGGCAGUUCCUUCGAGAACAAGCCUAGAAUUAUGCUCAUGGGAUUAAGAAGAAGUGGCAAGUCAUCAAUUCAGAAGGUGGUGUUCCACAAGAUGUCGCCGAAUGAAACGCUGUUUCUGGAGAGCACCAGCAAGAUUGUCAAAGACGACAUUUCCAACAGUUCGUUCGUCCAGUUCCAGAUCUGGGACUUCCCUGGUCAGAUUGACUUCUUCGACCCGGCCUUCGACUCAGAGAUGAUUUUUGGAUCUUGCAAUGCACUAGUAUUUGUCAUUGAUGCCCAGGAUGACUACAUGGAUGCACUCGCAAAGCUGCAUCUUACUGUGUCAAAGGCCUAUCAGGUCAACCCCAAUAUCAAGUUUGAAGUAUUUAUUCACAAAGUGGAUGGCCUGACAGACGAUCAUCGGAUAGAAACCCAGCGUGACAUUCACCAGCGUGCAACAGAUGAGCUGUCAGAUUCUGGCUUGGACGCCAUUCACCUCAGCUUCUAUCUGACAAGUAUAUACGACCACUCCAUAUUUGAGGCAUUCAGUAAAGUCGUGCAGAAGCUCAUUCCACAGCUGCCAACUCUCGAGAACCUCCUCAACAUUCUAAUAUCGAACUCCGGAAUGGAGAAGGCUUUCCUGUUUGACGUUGUCAGCAAGAUCUAUGUAGCUACCGACAGUUCACCUGUUGACAUGCAGUCCUAUGAGCUAUGCUGUGACAUGAUUGACGUAGUCAUUGACGUGUCUUGCAUAUAUGGGAUACGAGAGGAUGAUGCGAGUGGUUCAGCGUACGACUCAGAGUCAGCUUCUAUCAUCAAGUUGAAUAACGGCACUAUCCUCUACCUGCGGGAGGUGAACAGAUUCCUGGCACUGGUUUGUAUUCUGCGGGAAGAUCACUUUGGCCGGCAAGGGCUCAUCGAUUACAACUUCCAUUGCUUCCGCGAGGCAAUCCAAGAAGUGUUUGAGGUACGUCGCCAGUCGCAAGCCAAGGCAAUUGCUGGAGCAUCUUGAGUGCCGGCACGCUGUAUGUUAUCUUACAAGCUUACCUGUUGCCACGGUGAAGAAACCAGUGUAUAGCUCACGAGCGCCAGGUAGCACUGUGUUGGUGAAGUCUUUAUUCUUUUUUAACAGUUGGUUUACCAGUAGUCUCUCUCUCUCUCUCUCUCUCUCUCUCUCUCUCUCUCUCUCUCUCUCUCUCUCUCUCUCCCCACACACGCACACUUUCCGAGGAAUGCCUUUGUAUUAUAGUGUUUAUUGCCCUCGAAGUCUCGACUAUGCUCUGCAUGUUCUGAAACUGAAAUGCUGCCGAUUCUCCCUUCCUCUACCCUCUAUGCUGGCUUAUUCUGUCAUACUUUUUCUCAUCAGCUCCAUGCAUCCUGUGGAUCCAGCGAAUAAUUGGAUGCCAGCCUUUGAUAGGGAGCUCAAUUACUAGUAGCCCCAUAUGGACCCCAUGAGCCCCUCGUAUACAAAUCUAGCAUGCACUGUGAUAAUUAUGUGGGCAUGUACUAAUGCCGUGUGCACAUAUUUGAUUUUUUUCGUCUUUCUUCCCAUUCCUCUCUCAUAAAACUUGCUCAUACGUUUGAUGACCGACAACAAUUGACAAUAUCUGUACAUAGAUGUUUUUGCUACUUGUAAGUACUUCAAGUAGUUUUGUAUAAUUAUGUAUUUUGCUUUAUUUUUAGUUUUACCACGUGCACGAGUUGGUUAGAUUUGCGUCCAGUUUGAACGAGAAUGGACACAAUGCAGAUUACGAGUUCUCUUCUUGUUCUUGCAGCGAUUUGGGAUGCCCCUAUCUUUCUUCUCGA
Molecule: messenger RNA, 2081 nt
Organism: Sycon ciliatum
Lineage: Eukaryota; Metazoa; Porifera; Calcarea; Leucosolenida; Sycettidae
Product: ras-related GTP-binding protein C-like
Exons: 16
Coding region: 193-1287 (364 amino acids)
Biological process (GO): negative regulation of autophagy; cellular response to starvation
Cellular component (GO): Gtr1-Gtr2 GTPase complex; nucleus; lysosome
Molecular function (GO): GTPase activity; GTP binding
Source: RefSeq, a predicted model, not a curated record